Messenger RNA from Candidula unifasciata, 984 nucleotides. The record is from the annotation of a GenBank genome assembly. NCBI's taxonomy places the organism in Eukaryota, Metazoa, Mollusca, Gastropoda, Stylommatophora, Geomitridae.
AUGGACAGCCCUUUCCUGUCAGUCUACAAUACAAGGGUGGAGUUUACAACGAAUAAACAAAUUUCUAUAGAGUUGACUGAAGAUAUAGGCCUGAAACAUUCACUGGACAAAUCAUUCACCUGGCAUUUUCUGUCUAUUGUUUGGACCACCAAUGGAAGUGUAAAGAUUACUUUUGAUUUUGUAACAGUAAUUGAGACAACAAUACCAGCAGUGCCACCGUCUGAUGUAUUUGUGUUCGUAGACCUUGGACAAUCAUUCUAUGGAUACAUGUCCCAAGUAUCAGUCUGGAAAACAGCUCUCACUUCUGAAGAACACUUUGACAUUCUACUUCUAGGGUGGACCCAGUAUUCCUUUGAUAGUUCAGUGAAAAUAACAAGGAGUUCCACAGCAGCAAGAUCACUUUCGAUUUGCGACAUUCAAAAUACCAUUGCAAAGAUGGGUCUCAAUAGUCCAGCUUGUAAACAUAUCAAAUUUACAGAUAAAACACCCCCAGAAGUAAAUUACUGCGAAGAGAGUAUAUUAAUAACUGCUGACUACAGUCAACAUCAGUACAACUCAAGUGACCUGAGAUAUACAUUUUUAGAUGACACUGAUGGAACAGUACCCAUCAUUGAAAGCCAGUUGUUUUCCUACGGUGCCUCUGAUAUUGCUGUCUCAUCAACGGACUCAGCAGGAAACAUUGGAGUGUGUAUGACAAGAGCUUACGUUACACCAAAUCAGUGCAUUGACACCGAGCCAUCAUUUGCUGCAAAAUGCUCUGACAACAUGGAUGGAAGGAAGGUGACUUGCCCACCUGGCAUGCUGCCUAGUGUUCCAACACCCAACUUUGUCUCCUGUAGCAAACUGUUGACUUACAAUCUGGAUAAUAUGUAUGAGAAACCUGAUAGAAUUGUUUGUGGAGGUGAGUUCUUUUACGUGAAGUUAAUACUUCAGCUGAAUAUUGGAUCUGUAUUUAUUGCUUCUUCUUCAUUCAUUUCUUUAUGA